AUGCUUAUCUUGGUUGUUCUUCUCGCUCUUGUGUGUGCAACGACAGGACAAGUUGUUCCUGUCAAGCCAUUUACACCAGUACCUAUUCGAAUCACUGUGAAUGACCUACCACCACCAUACAAUACAUCAUCUGCCUCCAAGCCAGCUAUUGUUGUGCCUGUACCAUCAGAUGCUACGCUGUUCGUACCAGGUGGUAAUUAUCGAGUGAGUGUUUAUCUCGACGGUCUUCAAUCGCCUCGACAAAUGAUCUAUACGCCUACGGGAGAAAUCCUCGUCACGGAAAGCUCAGACAUAUCCAAUGGUAUUGUUCGAGCUUUUGGCAUGGCUUUCUAUAAGAACUGGUUCUAUGUUGCCACUGCCGGCAAUCUUCGUCGCUACACUUACACUCCUGGUGAUAAAAGAUUACACGGAACAGGAACUGUCUUGAUGACAUACCCUGGAUCAGGUCACUGGACGCGAAGUUUAGUUCUUUCACCCAGUGGCGAUCAUCUCUACGUAUCAGUUGGUUCGGGUAGCAAUGUGAAUAUUGAAUAUCCUCCACGUGCAUCUGUUCAAGUAGCCGAACCAAAUGGCUCAAAUCCAGAGACAUUCAGUCAUGGACUACGCAAUCCAGUAGGCAUGGAUUUCCAUCCAAUCACAGGAGAUUUCUAUGUAGCUGUACAAGAACGAGAUGAACUUGGAGAUGAUCUUGUGCCGGACUAUUUCACUCGCAUUGCCAAAGACGAAUUCUACGGAUGGCCAUUCGCAUACCUCUCGUCGAAAAAUGUCGAUCCUCGUCGCCGCUUCGCCAAUGGUUCAAGUGAACGACCAGAUCUUGUUGCUAUAACCCGCACACCCGAUGUUCUCUUUCAAGCACACUCCGCAGUACUCGACAUGCGAUUCUAUCGUGGUCAGCAAUUUCCGAGUCACUAUCGCAACGGAGCAUUUGCUGCAUUGCACGGUUCUUGGAAUCGUCAGGCAGGAACAGGCUACAAUGUAGUUUUCGUACCAUUUGGAAGCGAUAAUCGACCUCUGGGCUACUAUGAAGAUUUUCUCUAUGGAUUCUUGGUUGAUCCAUCCGGACCUCGAACAUUCGGUCGACCAGUCGGCAUACUUGAGAUGAAAGAUGGCAGUCUCCUGUUUAGUGACGAUGGCAAUGGACGUCUUUAUCGUGUUGAAUAUACAGGAAGCAAAUGA
This is a messenger RNA of Adineta ricciae, 1176 nucleotides long. The record is from the annotation of a GenBank genome assembly. Lineage: Eukaryota; Metazoa; Rotifera; Eurotatoria; Adinetida; Adinetidae.